AUGAAUAACAAAUAUUUUAAUGAUAUUAAACUUCGGAUUAACAGUUCAUUAAAAGUGGAACACGCUAUUAACGAAGUAAUCAGUUGCAGAAACGGUUUCGAUAUACUGUACAUGGAAAAUCUAGGGCUAGAUGAUGAAUCUGAAGAUGAUAAUGCUGAAAAUGAAGAUAACAAGAAACAUAAAAACACUAAGCUUAAAAAAAAACACAAAGCUGAAUACCGGGGAAAGACCGUACGUAUGUACGAUAAGGAUUGUGGAAAACGGUAUAGUCGAUUGGAAUUCCAUGAAAGAUCAUGUUAG
Funneliformis caledonium is the source of this 300-nucleotide messenger RNA. The record is from the annotation of a GenBank genome assembly. Lineage: Eukaryota; Fungi; Glomeromycota; Glomeromycetes; Glomerales; Glomeraceae.